Sinocyclocheilus anshuiensis is the source of this 1010-nucleotide messenger RNA. RefSeq lists its product as uncharacterized. The record is from RefSeq and is a predicted model, not a curated record. The transcript is spliced from 6 exons. The coding region runs from base 266 to 883 and encodes 205 amino acids. Lineage: Eukaryota; Metazoa; Chordata; Actinopteri; Cypriniformes; Cyprinidae.
AAGUACAGGGACAAAACUGCAACAGACAUUUAAAUGAAUUAAGUUUGCUAACCUCUUAAUCCUUUAAGACUCAUUUCUUAUGGAACAAAUUUUUUCCCAAGUUAGUACUGAAAUAGCCACAACUGGGAAGGACUUGGGCUGUUCUCUUACUGUUGCAUUUAAAGUCAUGGGAAAAAGACUAUAGAUCUGUUCCCCACUCAACUAGACAUGUCCUGGAUAAAUACUUCAAAGUAUCAAAGAACCUGUCUGUCUGUGUACUAACUCCAUGGAGACAAAUCAGCCUGGUCUGCUUCAUAAAAAAAGAGUCCCUUCUCUCCUCUUUUUUCAAGGGGGUUACAGAAAGAGAGAGCCAACAAAAACAAAAAAACAAAACAACUCAUUCAUUACUGCAGGCUGCUGGAACAGUAAGCAGUUGAAAACAUCACAUCUUAAGACUGAGAUGUUCAUUACUGUGAUAUUUGGUGAGGGAAGAGAGGAGAUACUGAACCUAAACUGCAAGGUUAUAAACUUCAUCCACUGUAUAAAAGAAAAAUGCAAUCUAGAUCCCCAAGAGACUGUGGACUUGAUGGACAGGAUGGGAGAGCUGGUGAACUUGGCAGAGAGAGCACAGAGCACCGACCUCGUCAGCAGUUUGCUGAAGGAGAGAGAGAGCUAUAUUCCAUUACGUGUAUCACGAGGUGAAGGCAGUGAAGGUCCAAAGUAUACUGCAGUGUAUGACUUUGGGACAAGUUACCCUGAGCUAGCAGAGAUUCUGAGAAAACUGUCAAAUCCUUCAAAGGAGAGGGACAAAAGGGGUGGAGCAUCUAAAAGGGGAGGAGUCAGUCAAAACCGCAUCAAAGCUGCUAUCAACUUUAAGAAAGCCAUCACAACACCUCGGAGCUGAAAACACUCUCUUACUAUUUCCUUGUGUUCUUUAACAAUGUUGUAAAUAUUUUAUUUAUAGAAUUGGUUAUGUCAUAUAAAUCAAUGUGAAGAAUAAAUUUUGUUUGUGUAUAUACACAACCACUCAA